Messenger RNA from Drosophila willistoni, 980 nucleotides. Its product is annotated as actin-binding Rho-activating protein. Gene Ontology annotation, biological process: positive regulation of Rho protein signal transduction. The coding region runs from base 103 to 666 and encodes 187 amino acids. The record is from RefSeq and is a predicted model, not a curated record. The transcript is spliced from 2 exons. Gene Ontology annotation, molecular function: actin binding. Lineage: Eukaryota; Metazoa; Arthropoda; Insecta; Diptera; Drosophilidae.
AUGGUAGGCCGUAUUCCAUAUGUCAUAACUUAUGGUUACUAUUUUGCUACUGUACUAUUUGCAGUCACAACUUAACGAACAUACUCAUUCCAAAUUUCCAGUAUGGCAGCCAGUGAACAUAGUGACAGUGAGGACUCUUCAGUAUCCUCACGCAUUGUACUAUUCAAUCAGCAGGUUGAGGACCACCAGAACUGGCAGAAAAUCAAUCCAUUCACUCACUACAGUGUCAAGGACAUGCCAAAGCGCACCUUCCUCAAGGAGGAAUAUGGACGAGCUCCAUCGGGCAGUCGUUCGGAGCAAAGGGCUCUGCAGGCUCAGGUCCAGUCGUUGCAGGAAAUUUUGCAAUUAUGCGAAUUGAUCCAUCAGAAGGGUGAAAUGGCUCAAGAAUCAGAAUUGAUAAGUGUGCACUUUGGCCAACUUUUUGAGCUAUAUAAUAACAUAUCAGAUAAAUUAAUGGGCACAUUACUUGGUGCCCGCAAGCAUAAGUAUGUAGAUUUUCCGGGUGAGACUCUAUUCCAGGGACGGGAUGAUAGGGUCCUCAUAAGUUUGGAACGACCAUUCGACGAAUUGAAGGGUGAAAUACUUCUUAAAAUCGAGGAUAUACGUUGCAUAGCUACAGAAAAACCGAUUGAAAGACCUGCACUACGCAAUGCCCAGUUCUCGUGAACUAUUCAACUGUCAUCUGAUCGCUGACCCAUAUCAUUUACGCACGUGCCCACAAAAGAAAGACCGUCAGACCCUUUUUUAUACAGCUAAUUAAAUUAAAAUUUCGCAGGCAAAGAAACCUGCUUCUUGGCCAUGACUGAGUCAACCAGAGUGGAGAUCCCAUCACGUAUACGCCACGCAUACUUUACGAGUUAGUGUCAGAGUUCUAAGCUCCCAUGCGAGGCAUAUGCCACGCAGCUGCCUUCUACUCUACUCUUCUCAUAUCCCAGCAGAAAGUGUCUCCCUAUCAUGGCAAAUAAAUAAAUUACACCAGU